Molecule: messenger RNA, 1413 nt
Organism: Fusarium verticillioides 7600
Lineage: Eukaryota; Fungi; Ascomycota; Sordariomycetes; Hypocreales; Nectriaceae
Exons: 1
Coding region: 1-1413 (470 amino acids)
Biological process (GO): protein modification process
Cellular component (GO): P-body
Source: RefSeq, a predicted model, not a curated record
AUGCAUGUUUAUGUUCACAGCGCCAACCCUUGGCUGGAUGGCCAUGUCCAAGAAUGCAUCAAGCGACAUGUGCCAGAUGCCAUCUGCCAUAAGAACUUCACCGAUAUUCCAGAGGAUGCGGAUACUGUAUACCAGCUUCUUAACGGAUGGGAACUUAACCAUCACUUCGCGGUACUGAACAGAGCUAAAUAUGGACUCCUCAACGCGUACCCCAACAGCGAUGCGUUGGCUCGAAAAGAUCACAUGGCAAGCGUCGUGGAUUACUGGAUCACGAAAAGACCCGAAAGCGUUCUCAAGGGCCAUAGUCCCGCGACUGUGAAAUUGUCUCUCGACUAUAGCGAGUAUGUUGAGGAUGCCCUGGCUGCCGCCGAUGAUUUGACUUUACUGUACUCGCUUGAAGAUAACGAAGCAAAGGACGCGUCGGAACGAGAUUGGUGGAUUUUGAAGCCUGCCAUGAUUGAUUGCGGUCAUGGUAUCCGAAUAUUCAGCACCAUUGAGGAGUUAGCGGGUAACCUCGAACUUGCUGCCGAUAUUUCCGAGGAGGAUGAAGAGAGCGAGGAAGACGCUGAAACGCCGGAUACCAAGUUCGAAAGCGACGAUAGCACUGAGGGUUUCAAGCCAAGUUUGUCGGCACCAGGGCUAGAUUCGCUAGACGCCCUUAUCACAGCCACCGGAAAACUCUCCGUCCAGGGAACGAACAAGAUACAGGAUCUGGUCAUCGACGAAAAUGAGCGCAUUCCAUCUGCACUUCUUCGAGAGUUUGUCGCACAGAAAUACAUCGUCAACAUUCCACCUAUCGAUGGCCGAAAGUGGCAUGUUCGAGCCUACGUCCUCUCCGUCGGCCGUCUAAAAGUACACGUCUUCAACGAAAUGCUCGCUUUACUAGCUCUUGAUGACUACGAGCCUCCGUGGAAGAACCCAAGUCUUAAAUCAUCUUUGACCAACACCGCCCUCCAGGACGAAGAGGAGUUCACCAGCAAAGAAUCCAUGCGAGACUUUUGGAAGAUUGACGAUGAUCUAAUCCCAGGCGAUUGGAAGAAAAGGGUCUUCGACCAAGCUUGUCGAAUAUCAGGAGAGUUACUCCGUGCAGCCGCUCACACAAUGGCUGAUAAGUUCACACCACUGGAUAAGUGCUUUGAGCUCUUCGCCAUUGACUUCCUGAUCGAUUUGAAAGGAACAGCGUGGUUGUUGGAAGUCAAUGAAACGCCGGCGUUCUACGAACAAGGCUACGCGGGCGAACUUGCGCAGCGACUUAUGGAGUCGUUGAUCUGUGUAACGUUGGAGCACAUGGGAAUGGCUGAUAUGCAGAGUGAGAGGAAUGUAGAGGCGAGGGGGAGGAUGGUGGAGGUUUUGGAUGCGACCAAGGAGUUGGCGAAGAGCAAUAUUACGGAGAUUCUGCCGGGUGCUUUAUAG